This is a messenger RNA of Tigriopus californicus, 1202 nucleotides long. RefSeq names its product CD63 antigen-like. The transcript is spliced from 5 exons. Bases 272 to 1063 code for a protein of 263 amino acids. The record is from RefSeq and is a predicted model, not a curated record. Lineage: Eukaryota; Metazoa; Arthropoda; Copepoda; Harpacticoida; Harpacticidae. Gene Ontology annotation, cellular component: membrane.
ACUUAAAGGAUGCAACUCGAACAACGCCUGUACAUUUCGAUUAUUUCAUUACAUGCCCACAAGAAGUUAUCCUCUUCGAUAUCGUCAACUCAUGAAGAGGCAUUGGCAAAGCAACUAAACAGAACUGGUUCGGACGCGAUUCAGGUUCUCCACGGAAUCGAUUGGACAAGGCUUAGUUACUUCUUGAGUUCGUCGUGGUUCUAUAAAUGAAUUUGUUCCUUGAACUUUGAGUUCAGUUACAUCUUGCCAAAAGCCGAAAAGCCGAAAAGCCAUGGAGGAAUAUCAUUAUUCGUACGAAAUUCCCUCCGAAACCAACAAGUUGGUCAACAAUGAGCGUUGUGUCAAUCCUUGUGUGAAACUAUUUUUGAUGCUCAUCAACCUUGGUAUGUUCGUGUUGGGAGUGAUAUUGUGCUUUUCCCAAGUGAUUGGUUUGGCAUGGCCUACAUUAGGAGGUCAUGCACUCCCUCUGUGGGUCUCGACCUCGACCUUCGUCUUCAGCACUUUUGGGUUGAGCGUGUUAGGGAUCAUGUUGCUCUUGGUAUCGUUUCUCGGAGUUGCGGGCUUGGUGAUGAAAUCCAGAGCUCUGAUCUUCGGUUAUGCUGCAUUGCUCCUCCUCUGUGUUUUCGUUGGAGUGGGCCUGGCAGUUGUUACUUGGAUAAAAUUGCCAAACAUUGAAUCUGAAAUUUCCGAGAAGCUGCAGUUGACUUUCAAAUCUCGAUAUGGAGUGCACAACCAAACCACUGAAAUGGUGGAUGCUCUUCAGAGCAGUUUAAAAUGUUGUGGUGUCAAAGCCUUCAAAGAUUGGGAAGAAUCGGCAUGGUUCGAUCUGCCAGAUCGGAAUGACCUAACGGUGCCAGAUUCUUGUUGUAUUGAGCCUAGCGAUGAUUGUGGUAAGAACGUGGAGACCAACAUCAGUUUCAAUGGAUGUGAAGGCACGAUAUUGGCCCUGGCUUGGCACGAACUUCUCAUCUUCGCCGUGUUAGCCCUCGUAACGUUCGUCCUCCAAAUGGUGGCAUGUUUAAUAAGUUGUUGCAUCAAGUUCCAUGAUCCGUUAUACGAUUAGUAGUUGCGUGAGUUGAGGAGAUUGUCCCCUAUGAAACGAUUCGGGUCGCGGCGCGCUUUGUGGAUUCCAUCCAUCCCCAGAUCCCCAGAUCCCCAAAGCAAUGUCAAAAAGCAGGGCCUGCGUGCGCUCUAUCCCUGGG